GUGGGGCUCAAUGGGAACGGGAAGCAGAAGGAGAAAAGGGAGAGAAACAUAGAGAACAACAUGAAGACCGUGGAGCUGGAGACCGGUAUCUCGACAGUGCUGGUUGUGUGGAAUCAUGGGAAAGGCCAGCCAAGUCGUGCACUGCCAACGAUGGCACUCUCGAUUUUUUGGAAUGGCUCGCCACGGUCGAUUCUAAAGUCAAGCAAGCUUUCAAUGGAGCGCUGAGUCUCUAUGGUGGGGCUCUUGGUCUGGAGGGCGUUGGUGAGUUCGAAUUAUCAGUUAAUUUACCAAGGCUUAUGUCUCUCUUCAAUCAAAAGCCAAAGAGCCGACCAACUCUUCCGAGCUUGAAACGAAAGUUGACCCGAUCCACCCUUACCGACUCCUUACUAGGUGCCUCUGGAAAAUCCAUCGGCCCACCAUGGGGUAAUUUGGUCAGAAAAAAAGUGAUUGCACUGCUUUACGAGAAUACGGUAUUUCCAGAGAAAUGGUAUCAUGGAGAUCCCGGUGGCGCAGAUAAAGAACAGGCGAUUGCGAUGCUUGAGCAUCUCCGUGCCGGCGAUAAUGGGCAGUUGCCCGAAGAAUUGGUAGUCUGUUUCAAGCCUGGUCCCUGCCCCCGACUUCCACCAAAAACGAAAGAUGAAGAGGUAGAAGAAACGAUGGCUCAACCCGCUCAACCCGCUCAAACUCGCAAAAAGCCUGUAUAUGAGGAGCUCUCCGAUAAGGAGGAUGAUGGAACUUCUGCAAAGAAAGUAAGCAUUCACUACCAUACAACCGGCUUCCUCCAUGACUCACAUUUCUCUCAGACUACGUCUGUAGCCUCUCCUCCGGGUGAACAGGCUGCUACGAUGCCUGCCCCCGUGACCCUGCCGGUACCUGACAAGUCAGCGGCAGGAUCAGACACUCCAGGCAAAAAAUCUGUCGCAUGGUCAUCUACUGUGCCAGGUGGCGAGACUGGUGGCGAAUCGUUUGAAAGUCGGACAAGGAAACCAGGUGCAGCAUCGUCCCGCACAAGGCGCAAUCACCCCGGAGAUGCCGCGACUGACACAGGUAUGGCAAAGGAUCCGAUUACCGAGCCUAAUUCUUUGGAUGACGAAAGUACCUCCGGCCGUAACUCUGCCAAGUCCACUUCAAAGAAAGCCGGCACGCAGCCUCAAGGCAAUAGGAAACAAGGUCGGGGAGGUAAAGAGAGCCAAGAGGAUAAACCCGCGGACACAGAAGGCGUAUCGCCUGAAGACACGCGACGAAAGCUCCGAUCUCAACAAGCUCAGGCUCUUCGGAAACCAGAAGGUGAAUCGGCUCCUGGCAAGAAGGUUUCAUCGCAGAAACGAAAGGCAGAUGAACUGCUUCACGAUGACAGCGCCGCACCAAAGGCUGAUCGCAUGCGAGGGGCAGCAAAGGGCAUUCGUAAUAAACGUCAGAAGACGAAGAUCGAUUGA
Molecule: messenger RNA, 1436 nt
Organism: Acaulospora colombiana
Lineage: Eukaryota; Fungi; Glomeromycota; Glomeromycetes; Diversisporales; Acaulosporaceae
Source: the annotation of a GenBank genome assembly